Molecule: messenger RNA, 486 nt
Organism: Aspergillus chevalieri
Lineage: Eukaryota; Fungi; Ascomycota; Eurotiomycetes; Eurotiales; Aspergillaceae
Exons: 1
Coding region: 1-486 (161 amino acids)
Source: RefSeq, a predicted model, not a curated record
AUGCCUCGCCAAAAAUCCCUCUCCCCGGGAAGCUGCACUCUCCGCCUCACACAUAUAACCUCCCUCCCCUCGUCCCAAAAGACAGCCCUCAUAUCCUCCAUCGCGAACGACAUGAAGGCAACCUUCAUCUACAUCGCCAAGCAAUCCGAAGCCGGAAACCUAGACUCCCAAAAUACAGCGCCACUUGACAACGUGGUUGCUACAAUCAGGGACACCGCUGUUUCGGAACGACGCAUGUUGGAGAAGAAACUUGAGAAGGCUGAAAGACGGGUUAGGAAGUUGAAAAGGGAGCAGAAGUGGAUGCACAAUGAGGUUGGGGAGGUUUUGAAGAGGGUUGAGGUGGUUGGUGGGAAGUGGAAGGAGAAAGUUGAGAGGUUACGGGGGAAGGUGGAGGGAUUGCAGAGGGAGUUGGUGUCGGGGAGGGAGGGAGUGGUGGAGCAGAUGGAGGAAACGAUGGAACAGAAUGAGGGAGAGGAUAAGGCGUAA